Macadamia integrifolia is the source of this 975-nucleotide messenger RNA. RefSeq names its product probable jasmonic acid carboxyl methyltransferase 2. The record is from RefSeq and is a predicted model, not a curated record. Gene Ontology annotation, biological process: methylation. Lineage: Eukaryota; Viridiplantae; Streptophyta; Magnoliopsida; Proteales; Proteaceae. The transcript is spliced from 4 exons. The coding region runs from base 1 to 975 and encodes 324 amino acids. Gene Ontology annotation, molecular function: S-adenosylmethionine-dependent methyltransferase activity.
AUGACGAAGAAAACAGCAAUAACGAAGGCAAAGGAGGUGGUAGCGAGCAGCAUAGUAGAUCUAUACAGCAGAACCCUCCCUAAGUGUUUGUGUAUAGCAGAUUUGGGCUGUGGUUCUGGACCCAAUACCUUGUUGGUGAUCACUGAGAUCAUAGAUGCCAUUGAAUUAGAACGCAAUGGAAUGGGUCACCCACCACUUGAAUACCAAGUAGUUCUGAAUGAUCUUCCAGGAAAUGAUUUCAACUCCAUAUUCAAGUCUUUGCCAAUUUUCUAUGAGAAGACCAAGAAGGAGAAGGAACACCAAAUGGGUCCCUGUUUCAUAUCUGGAGUUCCUGGUUCUUUCUUGGGAAGACUUUUCCCAAGCAAGAGUCUACACUUUGUUCACUCUUCCUAUGGUGUUCAUUGGCUCUCUCAGGCAUACUUGAAGCAAUUUCAGAAGGAUUUCUCAGUUUUUUUAAGGUCACGUUAUGAGGAAAUAGUACCUGGAGGACAUAUGGUCAUAACCCUUUUGGGCAGGACAAGUGAGGAUGACUUUAGCACAGAUUUUAGUUGCCUCAAAGAGCUUUUAGCUAAGUCACUCAAUGACCUGGUCUCACAAGGGCUCAUUGAAGAGGCUAAAGCAGAUUCAUUCAAUUUACCUCUUUAUGCACCAUGUGUUGAAGAAGUAAGGGCUAUACUUCAAACAGAAGGGUCAUUUGAUCUGGAAAAGCUAGAGAUGUUUGAGACAAAUUGGGAUCUCUCUCUUGACAACUAUAAUGAGGAAUUUGUGUUUGACAAGUACACAAGUGCACAAAAUAUCACAAGGCAUCUAAGAGCUAUUACAGAGUCCUUGUUGGUUCAACACUUAGGAGAUGCCAUAAUCAACAACAUAUUUCAGAGAUUUACAGAGAAUAUAGAAAAACACUUAUCAGAGGAGAAGUCCAGGGAGAAAUCCAGGAAUGUUAAUCUAGUAAUUUCUCUGAGAAGCAAAAAUUAG